Messenger RNA from Polypterus senegalus (gray bichir), 5581 nucleotides. It is a transcript of the gene ripk1l, whose product is annotated as receptor (TNFRSF)-interacting serine-threonine kinase 1, like. The record is from RefSeq and is a predicted model, not a curated record. The transcript is spliced from 12 exons. Gene Ontology annotation, molecular function: protein binding; JUN kinase kinase kinase activity; ATP binding. NCBI's taxonomy places the organism in Eukaryota, Metazoa, Chordata, Cladistia, Polypteriformes, Polypteridae. Bases 142 to 2184 code for a protein of 680 amino acids. Gene Ontology annotation, biological process: signal transduction; protein phosphorylation.
UUGUGGAAACUUUCUGUUUCUAGAUCGACUGCACAAGUGUGAGGCGGCGAUAAGUUUGCGGAAGUUUGGUUUCAUUGAAGAAAAUAAACUGACAGCUUUGUUUCAGGUCCUCCAAUGAGGCAUCAACAGUGAGAUUGUGCCAUGGCAUUGGACAGCAUACGAAUACAUUCUCACGAGCUUACUGAAAAAGAACAAAUAGACUGUGGAGGGUGUGGAGUAGUAUACAUAUGUCUUCAUGCAACACAUGGAUUAGUAGUUUUAAAAACUGUUUACACUGGGCCUCAUCGAACAGAGUUUAACAAAUCUCUGUUAGAGGAGGGAAAGUUAAUGAAGAAACUGAAUCAUGAGCGAGUGGUGAAACUGCUUGGUGUGGUUUUAGAAGAAGGCAACUACUCUCUUGUAAUGGAGUAUUUACCCAAAGGCAAUCUCCUUAAAAUGCUGCAAUCUGUAUCUGUUGCACUUUCUAUAAAAGGAAGGAUCAUAUUAGAGAUCAUUGAAGGAAUGUCUUAUUUAAACCAAAACAAUGUCGUUCACAAGGAUCUUAAGCCAGAAAAUAUAUUAUUAGAUGAAAAUUUUCAUGUUAAGAUUGCAGACCUGGGACUUGCCAUAUGUCAAACGUGGAGUAAGUUGACCAAAGAAGAAUCUCGUAGACAAAGCCGGCUAGGUAACAAGCCUCAAAGCAAUGCUGGAACACUGUGUUACAUGGCACCAGAACAUCUGAAGCAAAUCAACACAAAACCCACUGAAAAAUCUGAUGUGUAUAGCUUUGGAAUUGUAGUAUGGGUCAUUCUGGCUAACAAGGAGCCUUAUGAAUAUGCGCAAGGCGAGUGUCAUUUGUACCACUGCAUUAGUGAGGGAAACCGUCCCGACAUGAGUGAACUUGCUUCUGAUACUCCACGUGAAUUUCUAGAUCUGAUGGUCUCUUGUUGGAAUGGAGAUCCAAAGGAAAGGCCUUCAUUUACAGAGUGUAAUGCCAUUUUUUGCCCUUUCUACAUGAACAAUUUGUAUCACAGAGUUGAAGGAGAUUUAAGAGAUCUUCGGAAAGCUUAUCAGGGUCCAAAGGAAUGUAUAGAAAAAAUGAAGUCACUAACAAUUGAAUCAUCACCUUCUGAAUCAGAUCAUCCAUAUUCUCUGCACUCCCAAGGAUCUUCAGAGGAAAGUAAUGAACUAGUCAAUAUUGCUGCCUUUAAUCGCCAGACUUCUAUACAGAUAGAUGCACAGUCUGACAAUGACAUCCUGCAGCAAAAGCUGGAUGAAGAGUGGAUGUACCAUGCACAUGGCAGCCGCCUGGAUCAGCAAAGGAGCCAAGUUUCUGGCAGCCGUGCAGAUCCAGUUUACGAAGAACGAAACAGAAGAGUUUCUAGUAAUCCUCAUUAUGAAAAGAAAUCUUUUGCUCAAAGCAGGCUACCAUCUGAAAAUGAAGUACCUGUUGGCUUUCCUGUCUCAGAAAGUCACCAUCUUUCCUUCUUUCCCAUUGGUGAAGAAACUGAAAGAAAUCAACAGAAUUUUCCUAGAUAUAGCAAUCAGGCAUAUGCUGGAAUGCCAAAAACUCCAGUUUAUAAUGUGCCAUUGCCUCGUAUGAUUUCUAGACCAGCUGGAUAUCCAAUUCCUGAAUCUAAUAAUCCAGAUACUAUUUCAGAGACACCAAUGACACCUCAAAAUAAUUACCCAUCAACAGAAAUGGGAAAUACUAACAUCCCUACUUUUGAUUCCCGUGCUGGGCUAGACGGUUCUUUUUUACCUAUACCUGGAAUACAAACAGGUUCAGGUCUUUAUAUAAAUAACGUCACUGGGAUGCAGAUUGGCCAUAAUAAUUAUAUGAGUAUUGGAAACCAGGCCUUCAGUUCUUUUGAGAAUCUCCAUGAAAAUAUAGAAGACAUGAUAAAAACCUAUGAAAAUUACCCAGUUAUGGAGGCACACAUGGAACUUGUUCGAAACAGCUUAGGGAAGAAAUGGAAACACUGCGCUCGCAAGCUUGGUUUUGAGGAACCAGAUAUUGAAGAGAUUGACCAUGAUUAUGAGCGUGAUGGGCUCAAAGAAAAGGUUUACCAAAUGUUGGAAAAAUGGAAAAUGAGGGAGGGACAGCAAGGCACUACAGUUGGAAAGCUUUGUAGAGCCCUUCAAAGCUGCUCCAAAAGAGACCUUCCAAUCAAAUUACUGGAAAUGUGCAAGGAUGUUGCAUAGCAAACAAAAAAUAUAUCUAUAUUGAUUUUGUUCAAGUAAUUCUUUUACUGUUUUAGCUGCUUUCACAUUAAGAGAAAAUGGUGUUCAUCCAGCAGAUCUAUAAAAUAUCCUUGGAGUAAGUCUGUUGUAGAAUAAAUCUGACUUAAAAUUUUGAACACUGCAAAGACAAUGUUAAAAUUUGGGACUUCAUUUAUGUAAUACAUCUAAUUGUACUGUAUGGGGUUUUUUUUUUAUAUAAAUUUUAUUUUUCUAUUGAUAUUGAUGUAUCCUUAAUCAUUACUGCUUCAUCGCCUUUGAACAUUUUUAAAGUCUAUUUGUAUUGUAAGUUACAGUCCACAGAAACAUAAUAGAUUUUAAUCAUGUCUAAGCUUUGCCUAUGUCCAGUGUACUGUAAAUUCCUCAGCUAAUGUUGCAUAGAUUUGUUUUUGUUUUUACGUGGAUACACCAUUCUGUGAUUUGUUGCAGUAUUUCCUUUAAUGUGCAAUACUAUGUUGGGUAAUAUAGUAACAUAAAAAAUAAUGAUUUAUAUUGUCUGGUUCAUUUUAAAAAUAGUAAAAGUAACUGAAAUACCCAGAAUUAUGAGACUUAUUGAACUAUUAUGGGACAUAUCAGUGUGACCACAGAAAGCAGUACUCAGAAGUUUUAAUUAAAUAAGUAAUUUUAUAAUAUUGAAUCAUGUGCCUUCCAGAGUGUAUAUUUAGGUAAUAAUAACCAAAGAUUCAGCGAAGUGUAGGGCCCUCUCCGAGCUCAUUAUAACAGGAUGUUUCAAGUGAUCUCUCCACAGGUGCAGGAAGUGUCUACUCACUAGUAUCCCCAGGUUUAUCCGACCCCAAGAAUACACAAUUUUAGGGAGCAGGAUUAUGAACUUACCUCCAUACAUCAGCUCUAAAAGUAGGACUUCCUGUAUAUGAUCACUUUUAAACCACAAUGCGAUUAUAAUAUGCUAGUACACAUUUGCAGUAUACCCAAGCCACUUUUUGAGUUAUGAGAUUCAUCUUCCUUCCAGUUGUGUAGCUAGAAUGUCAACAUAUGUCCGUCCUGGCCACUUCCUGAUAUUUAACUUUAGGAAGCACUUCUCCAGCUAAGAAUCACUUUAGCCUCAUGUUGUACUUUGGAGACUUUGCCAUACAUCAGAGCAGUAAGUGGGUAGAGGCAUCACGUGCCUCAAGAAAGGAUACUUUGAGACCUCUGAAUGAUGACCUAGAGAAUGAUUUCUGAAAGUAAUAUUUUCCAUAUAACUUUGUACUUUAUAUUGGGAAACAUGCAUGGGGCAAUCAUAGUGGAUAUUCCAGAGUGACAUACUGUUUGUUUAAAGAGAAUGACAGUUGCUGUACAUCUUCCAAUUAGAUUGAUUUGUUUGUUUUUGCUAAAAGCUUCAGCUGAAGGGUGCUAGAACUUCCGGCAUUUGGAGUGAACCUUGAUCUCAAACAUUUGCUUAAACUUGUAUUAGCCAUAAUUGGCUCAUGUGCUCUGUCUUAAUGCUCACUUAUCCAUGCCAGUUAAGUCUGUACAGACCAGAUUGCUUUUGCAUUGGUAAAAAUCCACUUAUGGAUUGUUGAGAGUGACUGGUAAAUAUAGCAUCUCAUUUCAGAGCUAAGAGAAGCAGUGUGGCAGAAGAAGUAAUCUUUCCUAAGAUUUUGUAUUUUCAGCUGCAGUUGAGCUACAGUUAGUUUGGUUCAGUUUGAGUUACAUCAUAAAUGUGCUAAAGUGAAUGUUCAGGAGAAAGAAUUACUAUUGUAAAAUGGCAUAUUGGUAAUAUAAAAGGUAGUCUGCCAUCGCAUCAGUGCCAAAAAAUUACAGUUAACAUGUGUAGCAAUGUGAUGGUUUUGCCCCUGCUUAUGUGUAAAUUACUUGUAGAUUUGGUUGAAUCAGAUCAAAAUCCCAAGUCUGAAGUGAGAAGAGUGCCCCUCCAAGAUUGCAGAGUAUAAAACAUUUUUUUUUUAUUUUGCAGUAAACAUUUGGUUGAUCAGAAGCAAUCGUCAGUCAUUAAAAAAAGCAGGUACUGAAAGGAGUUGAAGGCUAAAAGCAGAAGGCAUUGAGGCAGUACAGGAUUAUGCUUGUUUGGUGUUUUCUACCAUACUGUAUAUAUUGAAAUUAUUAAUCAUGAGGGUUUGCCAUGCCAUGCAUUAGUCAACCCAAUCAAUCAAGAGCAUUUUGAGCUUAGGUGAUGCUGUGGCAGUUCGAAGUAUUUUAUGUUAAGUGCAGCAGUAGUAUAAGGCACUCUUCUAUAUUUUUUUUUAUGUUUCGUAACUCUGUUUAUCAUGGACAGUCUCCCUUGUGUGUGUCAUCUCCUAUUAGAAAUACCAUUCAGAGAAUUAACAUUAGGAAUUAAACUGCCGAGCCUUCGGUACUAUUUGUUAGACUUGCAACACAGCACUUUUUCCAGUGUAUAGCCUUAUGACAGGAAUGGCAUGGGUGAUAUUAGUCAAGGAAUUACAGCAAUAUUGCAGUAGUCAGAAAGAAGAGGAUGACAGAAGAGAAACUUGCCUCAUUAUUUAUCCUCAAGUAGGUCUUUGGGAUGGCUAUUAAUUUUUUAGUAUUUUUGUCUGUUGUUAUGUAGAAAAUAGGAAAUAUAUUAGUAAAUCUUGUGUUUGUCACAAGAGUUGUGCCAUCUAGGGUGGGACAGUACAUAAUUUUUACCUACUGUGUAUCUCCGUUUAUUUAACAAUAUAACUAAGCCUGAAGUGUACAUUUUUACACAGUGUGGACCACUUUCCUAAGAUUUAUUCAGAUUGUCCCCAUUUUAGGUAUUUUGAUAUUCCUGUACCUAAUAAAUUAGUUUUUCCCCUAAUUCCAGCAAAUAUCCAAUUUGAUCUGUCUUUGGCAUCUUGGGGCAAUGAUAAGAAAUGAAUUUACGAUUGGUACAGUAAUUUUUGGAUUAAGAUUGGCUCAGAGAGCUGGGGUGUAAAGCGAAAUUGGGAACUUAUUAAGGCAGCAUAAGUUAAUGUUGAUAUUUUUACUCAUCUUGCAACUCACCAAAAACAUGCUUAAAGAAUGAAGUGUAUCUGCUAUGGUAUAAUAUUUAAAUAUGAAUGACACAUUUUAAAGUUCAGGACUUUUUGGCAUUUAAAGUCCUUUUAAUUUGAUGUGUAACCGAUUGAUAUUUUUGGCGUUAAUUCAUUUGAGUUCUUCGUUUCUCUUAAAAUUAAACUAAUAGUGCAAAAAUACUAAUGGAAGUGCCAUAUUGUACUGAUGUAUGCAACCAAAGUAUGUGAUAAAAUGUGACUGCCAGAGUACAUUUGUGUUACUUUCCUUUAAAUAUUAAAAAAAUGUUGUUUGAUAACAUCGAUGUAUAUAUUACUGUAUGAUUAUAUUUACACAUCUGUUUUAAUUCUUUAUCAGAAUGUAAAUGCCAAUGACUGUCUCUGAUAAUAAAAGCAAUAAUGCAGUGCUCUUA